This is a messenger RNA of Synchiropus splendidus (mandarinfish), 6556 nucleotides long. It is a transcript of the gene pparab, whose product is annotated as peroxisome proliferator-activated receptor alpha b. Bases 1256 to 2299 code for a protein of 347 amino acids. NCBI's taxonomy places the organism in Eukaryota, Metazoa, Chordata, Actinopteri, Syngnathiformes, Callionymidae. Gene Ontology annotation, cellular component: nucleus. Gene Ontology annotation, molecular function: zinc ion binding; nuclear receptor activity; RNA polymerase II cis-regulatory region sequence-specific DNA binding. The record is from RefSeq and is a predicted model, not a curated record. The transcript is spliced from 5 exons. Gene Ontology annotation, biological process: regulation of lipid metabolic process; negative regulation of inflammatory response; negative regulation of transcription by RNA polymerase II.
CACACCUGCACGUCCACUCCAUUCUCUGGCACUGCCCUGCUGUGUUUGGUGCUGAGAGUGCGAGUGUGUGUCUGUGUGUUCACUCGCACAACUCUGACUGUGGACAGUGUUUUCCUCUUCAGACACGUCACACCGUGUCGGAAGACAAAGAUAAGUCAGCUGUACGUGUAGACCUGGCGGCCGGUCAUGUUUCAGGUCUUCAUUGAUCUCUUUCAGUCAAUGUUAUUGUAUUUUUGUUCCGAGUGAAGGUCGAGGACGAGGAAGUGGAGGCCGCCGUGACACAGAACAGACGAUAACUCACUCUGUGACUAACAAACUUGUCCUUCAGUUGAGGCCGUGUUAUCAGAGUUAAUCGUUGACGGGUCGCGCUGGAGAGCGACCUGAGACACCUCAGAACAAACUCCACUCGACUGUUUGGGAGUAUGUCAGCGCCGUCAGGAUAUUGGAGAGUUGCAUUCAGUAAUCUGUGGACUGAAAAGGUUGAAUUUGUUUCAAUUGAAUAAUUGAAUUCAAUGAAUUCCACGUUGAAAGGUUGAAUAUUUUUUAAUUUAUUCAUUUGAAUGAAUUUCGAAGUUUAAAUAUUAUCAGAAUAAUAGAUUUUUUUACACAUAGUUUGAUAUUCUAAUUCCAACUAUUCAGAAAUGAAUGUUCCCAAUUCAAUAUUUUUCAAUUUGUAGCCCUGUAAAUUAAGUAAAAAUCCACCUUGUGCAAUUCAAUUGACUGACCAGUUGCAUCGUCCCAUGAUUGUCAGCACGUUGCAUCACUGGCUGAAAGUUGGAUCGAGUAGCAGUUUUGUAUUGCAUUUAAAAGGCUGUGUAGGCUAUUUUAAAAUAUUGAAUUAAGGAAAUAUUUUUUCCAUAAUUGGAAUUAGAAUAGAAAACUCUGUCUAAAAAAUCUUUCAUUUUGAAAAUAUUAAAAAAUUGAAAUUCAGUUAUUAAAAAAAUAUAUAUAUUGAAAUAACUGAGUUAUUCAAUAAAAAGAAUUCAACCAUUCAAUAUACAGAUUACUCAAGUCAAUUAUUCAAAAAUAUAUUUCAAUGUUUAAAACAACUCGAUAGAACAUUUCAUUUAAAAAAAAACAAAAAAAAAACAAUGUUUCGGUAUUUGAAGUGUUGCAUUCAGCCAGUCAAUAUCCUGGUGUCCUUUGUACUACUGAGGCUGAAGAAUGCUUUCACACGGGGACGGAAAACAGACUGUUCAUCGUCAGAGCACAAACUGACCUCCGCUCCAACAUCCAACGUGUCCAAGGCCACAAGAUGGACGGAUUUUUCCGGAGGACGAUCCGCCUGAAGCUGGAGUACGACAAGUGCGAGCGCCACUGCAAGAUCCAGAAGAAGAACCGCAACAAGUGCCAAUACUGCCGUUUCCAGAAGUGCCUCUCGGUGGGCAUGUCCCACAACGCCAUCCGCUUCGGUCGGAUGCCCCAGUCGGAGAAGCUGAAGCUGAAGGCGGAGAUGGUGACGGUGGAGCGGGAGGUUGAAGACCCUCAGCUGGCCGACCAGAAGACCCUGGCCCGGCAGAUCUACGAGGCCUACCUCAAGAACUUCAACAUGAACAAAGCUAAAGCCCGGACCGUCCUGACCGGGAAGACCAGCACUCCGCCUUUCGUCAUCCACGACAUGGACACGCUGCAGCUGGCGGAGCAGACGCUGGUAGCCAAGAUGGUGGGGACGGCGGAGACCCUGAAGGACCGGGAGGUGGAGGUCCGGAUCUUCCACUGCUGCCAGUACACCUCGGUGGAAACCGUGACGGAGCUGACGGAGUUCGCCAAGUCCAUCCCGGGCUUCCCCGGCCUGGACCUGAACGACCAAGUCACGCUGCUGAAGUACGGCGUGCACGAGGCCUUCUUCGCCAUGCUGGCGUCCUGCAUGAACAAGGACGGGCUGCUGGUGGCCUACGGCUCGGGCUUCAUCACCCGCGAGUUCCUCAAGAGCCUGCGCCGACCCUUCAGCGAGAUGAUGGAGCCCAAGUUCCAGUUCGCCAUGAAGUUCAACGCUCUGGAGCUGGACGACAGCGACCUGGCUCUGUUUGUGGCCGCCAUCAUCUGCUGCGGAGACCGGCCGGGCCUGGUGAACGUGGGCCACAUAGAGCGACUGCAGGAGAAGAUCGUGCAGGUGCUGCAGCUCCACCUGCUGGCCAACCACCCGGACGACGCCUUCCUCUUCCCCAAGCUGCUGCAGAAGCUGGCCGACCUGCGGGAGCUGGUCACCGAGCACGCUCAGUUGGUGCAGGAGAUCAAGAAGACUGAGGACACGGCGCUGCACCCGCUCCUGCAGGAGAUCUACAGAGACAUGUACUGAGCAGCGCCAGCACGCCAGCACUCGCUGAUAAGCUAGGGGGCGCACCACUUCAAGACCAGCUGAAAUGAGUCACGUGACUUGGCUGUCAGCCUAUGGCAGCACAGAGAUGGAGGCUCCCUUUCCUGACACUUUUUAACAUGCUAACAGACGACAACCAGCAACUCUCUCGUCCCUGAACUUCGCUUUCUGACAAUCAAACUUCAUCGGAGGUUUUUUUCUUCUUUCUUAAAUGAGACAGAACAACUUUUUUAUUUUUCUAAACUCUUCUCAGCAGAAAUGCAGUUGGACUUCCUGGAUUAGCUAAGGUUUAUCAUGUGAAAGGAGAUGAAAACCUUUCUCACUUGCCAUUUCCAGCCUGGCGUUCUCUUCCUGUUUCGUCGUCAUGGCGACCACUGAUCACCUCCGAGCCUUCUUGUGUCCACACUAGCACCGAUUUUUUUUUUUUUUAUCACAAGCACAGCUUUUAAUUUCUGAGGACAAUUUUGGGAAUAGUCACAUGAUAUGGUUCAAUAUGGUUCAAGUCGGUUUACGUUGCUCAGUUCGGAAGCAGCAGUUUUAAAAUUCUUAAAUGGAUGUUUGACUUAACUUAAAGUACAAACUUCAAAUAACGGAAAUAAAAACCUGAGAAUCUUAAAUUCACAUUUAUGAGGCGUUAAAGUAGUUGAUCAAAGACUUUUUUAAUUAAAAUAAAGAUAUUUGUCAGUAAAAAGGUCUAAAAAUUAUAGUGUCUAUUUUGUCAAUAUUGAGGAUUUUUUAUAUUUAUUAAUAGGAUUUAAAUUUUAGCUGGAUUCUCUCUGUAAAGAAAACUGAGGAGUGAAUCUGGGGUUUUUUAGCUGGGUGGUCAUGUGACCUGUCGGCGUGCUGGUGUGGACACAACACUGACUGACCUUCGCCCCUGAUGUUCCACACAGUGAAGCAUUUCAGCUCGACUUUAAGCUCCGUCACUCGGAUCACUACUUGGUUUGUCUCCGCUCCUCCUGCGCAGGCCGUUCCCCCGGGUGGACGAGUGACUUGGGAGUCGCCGCUCCGAGUGCUUUUUUUUAACUGAGGAUCCAAGAGCCAUAUUCUUCACUGGCCAUCACCCAAGUGACUUCAGAACCUGGCAGCUCGUGAUCACACACACACACACACACACUCACCAGCGAUGGUGAUGCCCAGCUAUGCACCGACCGUCCUCACUCGCCGCUGGCGUCCGCUCCCGCCUGACUCGGACCUGACUCCCAGCAGGGGCGCACACUCCACAGCAGACGCUCCGUCGGCUGCACUGAUGAACUUCAGGAGCAUUCUGGAUGAGUCAUCAGUUUUUUUUUAUGAUGUUGAAUCAGAUUUUACCUUUUUAUUUGAUUUUUAAAGCGGAAAUAUUUAUGCAAAUGAUGAUGAUCAGAUGUUUCAGAGUCUAUCAAGCGGCAGCAGAGUCGAUUAGCUCACCGUGCUAACUAGCUUCAAUGCUAUCUCAUCGUUCAUGUCAGUGACCAGCUAACGUUGCUAACAUGAACCACUUUUCUUUAACGGUUUACCUCAGGUUUUCUAGCUGAUGCCCAACUCCAAACAAACGACAAAUCUAGGUGAUGAGAGUUUGUCAAAGGUGGGAUGAGAGUGAUGCGACUUGGCUCCUGUUCCAAGCGGUGAAUUAGACCUUGGGCCUGGAAAAGUGCACGUUCUGCUCUGUGAAGUUCAGCAAUGAGGCGUUGGGUUUAAAACUGUGAGUUAGAGGUCGACAGCCGGCGUCCCAACAUAAGUUUCUUCUGAAAAGCAAAGGAGUAUUUUCCAGGAAAAAAACAAAUCAAAGCUGCAAAGUCAGAAUUUCUGCCAUCAAGGCCCCAAGUCAUGGCUAAAAUAUUUGAGAUUGAAGUGAAAAACCACUUUAUCCAACGUUAGUAACUCAAGGGUCUUGAACCACAUUAUACUUGAAAUUAUUUCUUAAAUUAAGAAAUCUCUAAAAACCAACGAUAAAAAUCUGUUUCAUGGAAAAACUCUGACUUAAAACUUUUUACUCUUUUAAGCAACAUUGAGGGAAAGGAAUUGAACUGUACGAGGUAUAAAUCGUCAUGAUUUGGAGACUGCGAUCAAAUCCCUGGAAUUCCGGGUUCACACACACAUCCUUGUACUACUAUCUUCGUGAGGACAGGCCCUGCUUCCCCGAUCGUCUCACCCUAUACUGAACCAGGACUCCUAACCAAACUUAAACCCACCUGAGGGUUGAGAAACUGCUCCCCCUAUUGGUUAAAGACGGUACUGGUCCUCCCAAAGGUGGAAGUACAGGAGCCCACCUUGUGCGAGUAGAAGUGCGUGUAAAUAUGUGGGUGAACAAAUGGAGCCUGACUCGGGCCGAGUGAUCCUGCUCUGCUGUGAAACCUCUGAAAGUGUACAGUGGUUGUAGUUUUUGUUGAAAUGCCACGCGGACCUUGUUUUUCUACGCAAGUCUCUUCCUGUGAGAACAAAUCUGACAAAGUGUAAAUAGUUUUGAAGGCUCAGACGACGACGAUUGAGAACCGCAAACGCUCCGCCGCUGCUGCCUCUGCUGGCCGCGACUAUGUGAUGCAGUAAUGAAAAUGCAGUAUCUGUUGCUGUGCGUCGACGCGCAAAUGUUGAUUCACAGAGUUUCAAAUGUCCGAACUCUCAAAUCCAGUGCAGAAAACGGAGUUAAUACUCUUGAGCGACUGCCUCGCUGGUUGCUAUGGUAGAUGCAGGGAGGGAUUUGUGGGUGGGGCUUAACUCUUUCACCCUCUCACUGUUACGGUCAGAGGCGUCUCGUGUAUCGGCCCUCGACCGAAAGGUUGAUGCCGUCCAAGCUUUAGUGUCAGACCCUGAAACGGUGGGAAGUUUACAGUGUCACAACUCCAAGCUUAUUCACCAACCAUCGCAGAACUGAUGGACCCGAAUACAGUGGCUCGCUGCUAGUGAUGGAUCGAUGAGGCGUCAUGAAACAGUGUCCUAACUUUCAGAGGCCACUAGAUGGCGCUCUUGGUUUAGAAAUGAUGUGAGUUUCAUUGAAGUAGUUGUUCAAAUCCAAACACUUUGGUGGCCUGGUGGAAAAUCUGCAUACUGUUUCAUGAAACCUCAUCGACCCUUCACUACUUGCUACUAACCUAAGCCCCGCCCCCAAGCAGGCUGACCUACUAUUUCAACCCGACGUCAGAGGCAGGAAGAAGUCGCUUCGGUGUGAACGCAUGUCACUGAGGUGGUUCCACAUGUAGCACACUGCUUGGACCAAGUACCUCGACAUCCAUCCAUCCAUCCAUCCAUCCAUCCAUCCAUCCAUCCAGGCCUUCGAUGGCAUCUGUAGCUUCGGUACCUCAGUCGCACACUUGCCUUAGCUUUCUGGUGCUAACUGUGUGAACACACCAGCUCAUGUCUGUCUUCCUUUUCCAUGAGGAUUUUCCAACACACCACUGGAACUUGGACCUCUGACGUCUAUCGUCCCCUUCAGUCUCGGCUGCCUCAUGGCCUCGUCAUGUAUUUGCCACACGUAGAUGACCGACCUCCGGCCGCCUCUGCUCAGGAGGUCGUCCGGAUGAAUGUCAGGAUCCUCCCGCCGCAGUUUAGCUUUGUUGAAUCCUGGCGUGUGCGAGGAGAGCGAGCGCUCACAGCCUGUGCCUUACAAGCCAAACCAGGAAUGGAUGUUCUGGGCUCGUCUCUCCGACGCUGAACCGCUCAGGCAGCAGGUUUGGUUUCACCUACUGUUGGGAUGAAGCCAUCGAGAAGCGAGUCCCAGCGAGGGUCCUGAUGCCCGCGUGGUCCGUCUGGUGUCGCUUUGGCUCGGACAGAAUCGCAGAAACCACGUCCGCCCACGUCGACCCUUUAGGGGCCCCAUUCUCCCAGAGAAGGACUAGCUUUAACUCCAGACUCGGGCUGAUAUGAACUGGUGAAGAUAAGUUUGUUUUUCUGUCGUGACCAGGGAAGUUUUGUUUAAAAAAAGAAAAUCAGGGAAAUGCAGUCUUCCUUCGUUGAAGUAGCUCAGGACUCAGCGUACUGUCCCGCCGCCUCCUCUCAGCCUCACAGCUCACACGCCCCAAUCGAAAAGACGGUGACCACAACGACCCCAAAACCUGACGGACGUAUUUGCGGGAAUGAGAGCAGUCACAUGAUUUAGAUGUUUGUUCUUCUGUUUUGUUUUGUUUUUUUGCAUUUGUUUGUGUUGCUCUGUGUUGUGGUUGUGUCCUGUUUGCGUGGCAAGAAUUCUGUAAAUGUUUGAUGAAUGUAUAUCUAGUCGAUGAAUUAAUGGCAAGUUGAGAUUAAAUGGUUUUAAGAAUAAAA